This is a messenger RNA of Nannizzia gypsea CBS 118893, 1680 nucleotides long. RefSeq names its product SGE1. The record is from RefSeq and is a predicted model, not a curated record. Gene Ontology annotation, biological process: transmembrane transport. The transcript is spliced from 9 exons. Gene Ontology annotation, molecular function: transmembrane transporter activity. NCBI's taxonomy places the organism in Eukaryota, Fungi, Ascomycota, Eurotiomycetes, Onygenales, Arthrodermataceae. The coding region runs from base 1 to 1680 and encodes 559 amino acids.
AUGGAUUCACCAGCAGUAUCCAAGAGCCACGAACUUCCCCUAUCAUUAGAAGGUUCGGAUUGCCAACUUUCUAAUAACGGAACGGGCGAUCUUGAGAAGACUGUUGGAAGUACACCUGCAGAGCCAGUAGAGGAAAUUCGCAAGAUCAAGGGGUUUAAGUGGUUUUUAUUCAUUGUGAGCACACUGACAAGCAUAUUUGUAUAUGCUCUAGAUAACACGAUUGUUGCAAACAUUGUCCCGGCUAUUGUUAGGACAUUUCAUAAUACCGAUGACCUACCAUGGCUCUCUGUCGGUUUUAUGAUUGGUGGAAUGGCUAUCGUUCUUCCCCUUGGAAGACUUUAUGCCCUGUACGAUACAAAAUGGGUCUAUAUCAUUUCAACUGUUAUCUUCAUGGCUGCCUCUGCGUUAUGUGGUGCUGCUCCCACUAUGGACGCCGAGAUAAUUGGCCGCGUCUUUGCCGGAGCCGGGGGCAAUGGAAUGUAUUUUGGUCUGCUGGCUCUUAUAUCUAUCAAUACCACAAGCAGGGAGAGGCCACAGUACCUAAGCUUGACGGGUUUGGUAUGGGGACUGGGAACUGUCCUCGGACCAGCCGUUGGUGGAGGGUUUGAGCUAUAUAAUUGGCGCUGGGCCUUUUAUAUUAAUCUCCUUUUUGGUGCUAUACUAUUGCCAAUCUACCUCUUUACUAUACCCUCAAGUGCACCUCUUCCAGGGGUUUCUAUCCGCAAGAAACUAGCCAUGUUCGACUGGCUGGGUGCUAUCCUCAGUAUUAGUGGCUUUGUUGCCCUCGUCAUGUCAAUCAAUUUCGGUGGUACCUUGUAUGCGUGGAAUAGCGGACAGAUUAUUGCCCUUUUUGUUAUUUCAGGCACUCUCUGGAUACUAUUUGCCGUUCAACAGAGCCUCAACUUUCUAACCACUAAGGAAAGCCGAAUGUUGCCUGUUCACUUAUGCGUUCAAAAGGAACCGAUACUACUGUUUAUUUCAUGUGCGGCAGUUGGUGCAGUUGCCUACAUCAGCGUUUAUUACAUUCCUAUUUAUUUCCAAUUCACCCGUGGAGAUACUGCUAUCCAAUCCGCAGUUCGACUACUACCCCUGAUUUUCUUACUCAUUACAUUCAUGAUAUUGAGUGGAGCCUUCAUGUCGAGAAUCGGAUAUUACAAACCUUGCUAUAUCAUUGGCAGUCUUCUGGCUUUAGUCGCAUCUAUACUGAUGGCAACAAUUGUCGGUAUCAAUUCCUCUCCAGGGUUGAUUUAUGGCUUAGAAGCUCUUCUAGGCAUUGGAGCUGGCAUUUACACGCAGGCAGCAUUUGCCAUCAUCCAGGCCGUCGUUGAUCCGGCAGAUGCAUCAAACGGAAUUACUCUUAUGUUAAUUGCACAACUCGGCGGCAUGACUCUCGGCCUGUCUAUUAGCGGUGCCAUCUUUGUCAAUACUGCUAAAGCCAACCUACUCAACUUACUCCCCAACUUAACCCAAAGUCAAACCCAGCAAAUUCUCUCUGGAACAAGCAGCAACGCCCUGCAAAUGCUCCCAUUGGAGAUACGUACACAGGCUUUAUCUAUUAUCGUCUCAGCCUGGCAGAAAACUUUUAUUUGUGCGUAUGUUGGUGCCGCAGCCAGUUUUGUCUGUUCUAUAUUCUUGUCGCACAAACGGGCCAACGUUACUGCACAGCCUGCAGGCCACUAA